AUGACUACCACGGCUACUAACCUUGUUUUUCAGUACUCACCUUUUGCCAGAGGAAAGGCUCGUAGUCUUACUUGUCAAGGUGCCCCCGGGGAUCAUAACUCCCGACGGUCUUCACUGAGUACUAGACCUGCUCAACUAAGCCCGCCUGAAGGUGCAGUGGACUCUAUUACUGCUUCCCUGUCUAAUGAUUUAAUCAUCCAUCUUGAACAGUGA
This is a messenger RNA of Racocetra fulgida, 213 nucleotides long. Lineage: Eukaryota; Fungi; Glomeromycota; Glomeromycetes; Diversisporales; Gigasporaceae. The record is from the annotation of a GenBank genome assembly.